This is a messenger RNA of Ficedula albicollis (Collared flycatcher), 701 nucleotides long. RefSeq names its product pyruvate dehydrogenase kinase 2 (gene PDK2). The transcript has 7 exons. The record is from RefSeq and is a predicted model, not a curated record. Gene Ontology annotation, molecular function: pyruvate dehydrogenase (acetyl-transferring) kinase activity. Lineage: Eukaryota; Metazoa; Chordata; Aves; Passeriformes; Muscicapidae. The annotation marks the transcript as partial. Gene Ontology annotation, cellular component: mitochondrion. Gene Ontology annotation, biological process: protein phosphorylation; regulation of glucose metabolic process.
UCCUGCGGCAGGAGCUGCCCGUGCGCCUCUCCAACAUCAUGAAGGAGAUCAACCUGCUCCCGGACCGGGUGCUGCGCACGCCUUCCGUGCAGCUGGUGCAGAGCUGGUACGUCCAGAGCCUGCUGGACAUCAUGGAGUUCCACGACAAGGAUCCCGAGGACCAAGCCACGCUGGGACAGUUCACCAACGCGCUGGUGACAAUCCGGAACCGGCACAACGACGUUGUCCCCACCAUGGCGCAGGGGGUCAUCGAGUACAAGGAGACCUACGGGGACGACCCCGUGUCCAACCAGAACAUCCAGUACUUCCUGGACCGCUUCUACCUGAGCCGCAUCUCCAUCCGCAUGCUCAUCAACCAGCACACCCUGCUCUUCGAUGGCAGCACCAACCCCGCGCACCCCAAGCACAUCGGGAGCAUCGACCCCCACUGCAACGUGGCCAACGUGGUGAGAGAUGCCUACAACAUGGCCAAGCUGCUGUGUGACAAAUAUUACAUGGCCUCACCCGAGCUGGAGAUCGAGGAGGUCAACGCCUGCAACGCUCAGCAGCCCGUCAGCAUCGUCUACGUCCCCUCCCACCUGUACCACAUGCUCUUCGAGCUCUUCAAGAACGCCAUGCGAGCCACGGUGGAGAGCCACGAGAGCAGCCCGCGGCUACCGCCCGUCAGGGUGAUGGUGGCCCUGGGCCAGGAGGACCCCCCC